Molecule: messenger RNA, 744 nt
Organism: Miscanthus lutarioriparius
Lineage: Eukaryota; Viridiplantae; Streptophyta; Magnoliopsida; Poales; Poaceae
Source: the annotation of a GenBank genome assembly
AUGGAUGCGGAGGCGCCGCGGCUGCCGCACGCUCUCCGGAGAAUGCUUAUCGAUCAUGAGAAAAUGUCAUGUCCCAACCUUCUGAAAGCUGCUGUACUUUCAACCAUGACAUUACUUGCUGUACCUCUUGAGGCGUCAGCGGAGACUUGCCAACCACCUAAUUCUUUCGCCAAUAUGCCAAUUUUCAUUGCUGUAGCUCUAAUAGGAGCAGCUGUUGGCGGAUUGUUAGCACGCCAAAGAAAGGCGGAAUUGAAGCAGCUCAAUAAUCAACUUCGCCAGAUCAAUGCAGCACUUAGAAGGCAGGCACAAAUUGAAUCAUUUGCGCCUGGCCUUACUUAUGCGCCAGUUGGGAGAACAAAUGAAACUGAUGUUAUUGUUGACCCAAGGAAGCAGCAGUUGGUCACAAAUCUGAGAAAUGGGAAGAAUUACAUGAGGAAUCAAGAUCUUGAUAAGGCUAUAGUGGAGUUCAGAACAGCUCUGGAGCUUGCAGAGAGCAUAGGAGAUCGUUUUGAAGAAAAGAAAGCUGCACGAGGACUAGGUGCAUCACUGCAAAGGCUCGGAAAGUACCGAGAAGCAAUGAGGCAGUACACCAAGGUUCUGGAGCUGUCUAAGGAGACGGGUGAAGAUUCUGGCUGCACCGAGGCCUACGGUGCCAUAGCUGACUGCUACACCGAGCUGGGCGAUCUGGAGCGAGCGGCGAAGAUAUAUGACAAGUACAUAUCGAGGCUGCAGCCCGGCGAAUAG